This is a messenger RNA of Topomyia yanbarensis, 1125 nucleotides long. RefSeq names its product probable methyltransferase-like protein 15 homolog. Gene Ontology annotation, molecular function: rRNA (cytosine-N4-)-methyltransferase activity. The record is from RefSeq and is a predicted model, not a curated record. Gene Ontology annotation, biological process: rRNA base methylation. The transcript has a single exon. The coding region runs from base 1 to 1074 and encodes 357 amino acids. NCBI's taxonomy places the organism in Eukaryota, Metazoa, Arthropoda, Insecta, Diptera, Culicidae.
AUGCUUUUCAUUCGUAAGUUAAACUGUAGAUUAGUUUUAGCGAGAAUUCAGGGUAGAUGGUGUACUACGGAACCGACCAGACACGUACCGGUAAUGGCCAAGGAGACGAUUCAAUUUCUAAAACCACGAAAUAAUGAACUGUUUAUAGAUAUGACGUUUGGGGCUGGGGGUCAUACGCGUGAGAUUUUGAAGGCUGCUCCUAGCGCAAAAAUUAUUGCUCUAGAUCGCGAUCCGGUGGCACACGAAAUGGCACUAGCUUUGGCAGACAAGUUCCCAGGUCAAAUUUAUCCCAUCUUAGGAUGGUUUUCCGAACUACCCCAAAAAUUGGAAGAGUUAGGAAUAAGGCAGCGUUCUAUCGAUGGAAUGAUAUUCGAUUUCGGCUGCUCAUCGAUGCAGUUCGAUGAAGGUUCACGAGGAUUUUCAAUCAGCAAAGACGGUCCGCUUGAUAUGCGCAUGGAUAAAGAACGCUGCCCGGAUGCACCGACGGCUGCGGAAAUACUUGCCAAAAUAGAUGAAAUAGACCUUGCCCGAGUGUUGAAAAUUUACGGAGAAGAAAAACAUGCCAAAAAAAUUGCUGGAGCUAUUGUGGAAGCUCGCAAUACAAUUAAAAAGAUAGAGACGACAAAAGAGCUGGCAGAUUUAGUACAAUCCUGCUUCGGAAGCGACAGUUUCGGACUGGACAAGCUGAAGCGGCCAAGCCACUUGGCAACCAAGACUUUUCAGGCGCUAAGGAUAUUCGUCAACAACGAGUUAAACGAAAUCAAUUACGGAAUGGUGUUAGCUCAGCAUUAUCUGAAAAUCGGGGGCAAAAUGAUCACAAUCACUUUCCACUCGCUGGAGGACACAAUCGUUAAGCGACACAUCAUGGGAAAUGUCCUGAACGACAUGGCCAACAAGUUGCCGCUUCGGUACAAUAGUCACAUCAUCUGCCACGAGCAGGAAGUGAUGGAAACGGUGAUGAAGUCGCCUUGGCAUCAACUGUCGAAGCACGUCAUCGUGCCGACCUAUGAAGAAGUCGAGGAUAACCCAAGAAGCAGGUCGGCCAAGUUGAGAGCAGUUGUGCUUGUUGAUUGAGACUAGUAAUAGCUGAUAUAGUCAAUAGAGUGUGUGAGUUGAUUGUUGGAA